GCCGAGCCCGGUGCCGCGAUGCUGCGGGGAAGGUCACGCUCGCGAGCUGCACGGCCGGGCUCGAGCUCAGCCGUCUCCGAGAACAACCGCCGUCGGGGGGCAGGCAGCGCCAUGAGCGGGCAGCCCCCGCCUCGGCCGCUCUACUUCCCUCAUUUCCACGACCGCCCGCGGAAGAUCUUGGCGGCCGUGUGCGGACCGUGGCAGCCCCCGCCUCCCGCCGGGGCUCCCCGCUGGCCCGCGGGGUUGGCGGCUAUUCCCUAUGAGCCGCUGCGCUUCUUUUGCCCCGCGGCGGCCGAGGAGCGGGCGGCGAGGCGACCGGGCGAGCUGACGCAGCUGGAGCACGAGAUCUGCGAGCUGGGCAUCCGCAUAAAGGAGCUGGAGCUGCUCGCCCUCAUCGGCGAAGACUUCGACGCGCAGCAAUAUAAGCUUCUGAAAGCACUGAGAGAAGAUAAGAUAAAAUGCAUGAAAGCAAGGCAGAAACUGAAGCAGAAGUCCCUGGUGUGACGGAGAUGUUUCAUCUGGAUGCUCUGUGCUACAGAGUAUUUUAAUGGACCUGCCAUAGUAUUUUUCUACUUACUACAUGCUAUUCCUUUAAUAAAUUCAAUGAAAAUUUGUUAUAUAUAUAUAA
Molecule: messenger RNA, 628 nt
Organism: Coturnix japonica (Japanese quail)
Lineage: Eukaryota; Metazoa; Chordata; Aves; Galliformes; Phasianidae
Gene: C5H11orf91
Product: chromosome 5 C11orf91 homolog
Source: RefSeq, a predicted model, not a curated record